AUGACGGUGACCUUGUUGGAACUCAAGCCGGGAUCGGUUGACAUGCAUAUCAUGCAGGCAAGUAUAAAUUACCGAAGAAAAACACGGCUUAAAAUUCGACUGAAUGAAAGGCACGAGUCGCUGAAUCCGCUGCAUGCAGCGGCACAAUGUGGUCAUGCCGCAAUUAUCGAAAAAUUGCUGUCUCGUGGUGCUGGCAUGAUUAACUCAAAAGAUGACAAUGGAAAUUCACCCCUAAAAAUUGCUACCACUUAUGGCAAGAGAGAAGCCGUACAUUUUCUCUUGGAAGCUGGAGCCGAUCUGUCCGUAAACGUGAAAAACCGGUUUAAUACGAGUCUGUUACACGCAGCUGCGAAGGGAGGUGAUGUGGAAAUCAUCAAGACAAUGCUGUCACGUGGUUUAGAUGCAAACUCAAAAGACAGUAACGGUCGAACACCGUUAAUGAUUGCAAAACUCAACGGUAAAACUGAGGCAGUAGCACUCUUACUCAGCAAGGAAGGACGUUAA
Stylophora pistillata is the source of this 504-nucleotide messenger RNA. RefSeq names its product 60 kDa lysophospholipase-like. The record is from RefSeq and is a predicted model, not a curated record. NCBI's taxonomy places the organism in Eukaryota, Metazoa, Cnidaria, Anthozoa, Scleractinia, Pocilloporidae.